UCUUCGCCGCCCAUCACGCGCCAAUUGCCCGGCACAGCCAUGUUACGACCGGCUGCCUCGCCCUGGAGGAACUUCUCGCGCACAUCCGCCGCUGCCAUACGGCGGACGCCCUUUGCUGCGCGAUGCAUCAACAUAUCGGCCACCAGCUCCUCCACCGAGCCCGCGCUGCAGCAGGCAGUCAGUGUUGAGGGCACCGCGACGCCCAUGCACACACCAGACGCCCGUUUCGAAGUCAUUGGCACCCCGUUCUCCCUCCUCUCUGUCUCCCUCUCCGCCUCGCAGACGCUCUACACCCGCCGCGGAACACUCGUCGGCCUCAGCGGAAAGUCAGAAAACACGUUAUCAACCCUCUCCUUCCUCGAGCCUCUUCAGCGAGCCCCUGUCGGCAUCCCCUUCCUCUACCAGAAAGUGUCUUCAACGAGCCCGGUCACAGCUCUCGUCUCCACAAAGGCACCCAUAUCGAGCAUCGUCUCAGUCAACAUGGACGGAAGAGAUGACUGGAUUGUUAGCCAAAGAAAUGCAUUGCUAGCGUGGACUGGCCACACUCUCAAGUUGAAGCCGCAGUACAAUGUAAAGUUGGGGCUCGCACACUGGGGAAACACAUACAUUACAGGCAGAGGAUUACUUGCGCUUGUAGGAAGCGGGCAAAUAUACCAGGUCCAGGUCAAGGCUGGUGAAAGCUAUGUCGCGCAUCCUAGCAACGUCGUAGCGUACACAGCCUCCAACACACCACCAAUUCCUUUCAGAUUCAAGUCAUCGAACCUUCGCUUUCAAGUGCCAGAUCUUGGCUUUGGCUCAAUGGUCCAAAACACCAAGUUUUUCCGCACCAUGAGCAAGACAGGCACAUGGCGGGCACUGGCAACCUCAUAUUACACUCUCAAGACAUGGUUGCGGAGAACAGUCUGGGGCGACAGGUUAUUCCUCCGUUUCGAAGGCCCAACCACUAUGCUCAUCCAGUCCCGCGCUUCCCGAAUCAGCGACGUUCUCACCCUAAGAAACGUCGACGAGAUUGCAGACAGCCCACCAGGCGCUGUUGAAGAUGCCGCCACACGGAAGAUCAAAGAAGAGAUCAAGUCAAUAGGAGAGGGCACAAAAGCACCGAUACCCAACACAGAUGCAUCGGGCACAAUACGGUAUGCCACUGUAAAAGAUGGCAAGGCCGAGUUUGAGAAGCCGAAGGUAGAGGAGGUGAAGGUAUAGAAAGAGUCUGUACCAUAUGUAUAUUUAUGACAUGGACCUGUGCAGUAUUGUCUCAAACAGAAGGCGCUGCUGUGUGAUUUGAAGCGCUCAUACCUGAAAUGAGUAGAACAUGCAUCUUUUCAACGUAUUUGCUUGAUACGUAAGGUGCAGCGGUCAUUAGUAUGGGAAGAACUAUCUCUUGGUAAUGACUGCUACUGCGGACCUUCAAACGGGUUGUCAAACUUCUGUAACGUGACGUCGGAAGCUAGCU
Molecule: messenger RNA, 1450 nt
Organism: Alternaria rosae
Lineage: Eukaryota; Fungi; Ascomycota; Dothideomycetes; Pleosporales; Pleosporaceae
Product: mitochondrial biogenesis AIM24-domain-containing protein
Exons: 4
Coding region: 40-1200 (386 amino acids)
Biological process (GO): inner mitochondrial membrane organization
Cellular component (GO): mitochondrial inner membrane
Source: RefSeq, a predicted model, not a curated record